AUGAUUCAAGCUAUUCUUCGGGGUCGAAUCAAGGAAGCACAGGAUAAGGAUCUAUUUUCACAAAAGAUUAAGGCUGAGAUGGGUACAAACAAAAGUAUAGGAUUUAAAAUAUCUGCAGACAACAUGCUGACUUUUGAAGGAAGGUUAUGUGUUCUUGAGGAUGAAAGUUUAAGAAACGAGAUAUUAGAAGAGGCUCACUCCACCCCCAUAUGCACCAAAUCUAGGAGGUACAACGAUGCAUCAGGAUCUUCGAGGUAUCUUUUGGUGGAGAAACAUGAAGAGAGAAAUUGGUCAGUUUGUAGAGAAAUGUAUUAUCUGUCAGCAGGUCAAGGUAGAACAUCAAAGGCCAUCAGGACUAUUGAAAGCCUUGGAUAUUCAAGAAUGGAAAUGGGAGCACAUAGCAAUGGACUUUGUGAUGGCUUGUUAGAAAGAACCAUCCAAACCCUUGAAGAAACGUUAAGGGCAUGUGUUUUGGAUCUUGGCGGUGGUUGGGAAACACAUUUGACAUUAGUAGAGUUUGCUUACAAUAAUAGCUUUCAGGCCACAAUAGGCAUGGCUCCAUAUGAAGCUCUUUAUGGUAGGAAGUACAUAUCUUCUAUCCUUUGGGACAAGAAAAGCUAUGCUGAUGGUAGAAGAAGGGACCCGAAAUUUCAGUUAGGUGACAAAGUUUUUCUAAAAGUAGCACCAAUGAAGAGUGUAUUAAGAUUUGGAAAGAAAGAAAAGUUGAGACUGCGGUUUAUUGGACCUUUCAAAAUUCUUGAAAGGAUUGACCUGUCAUAUGAAGAAGUCCUGAUGAGGAUUUUUGAUAGAAAAGUGCAUCAACGUGGAAAUAGAGAAGUUCUCCUAGUCAAGGUUCAAUGGCGCAAUCACAGAUCAAACGAGUCAAUUUGGGAGAAAGAAGAUGAGCUUAAAACCAAGUAUCCAGAAUUUCUCAAUAACCAAGCCGUACAAGGGGGUACAGUGAAUCCAGGACCAAAAUCAAUUGUACCAUGCGGUCACAUGGUGUUAGAUGAGAGUGAUUUGGUGAUUUUGGCACGAAUCAAGGAGAAGUGA
Olea europaea var. sylvestris is the source of this 1053-nucleotide messenger RNA. RefSeq lists its product as uncharacterized. The record is from RefSeq and is a predicted model, not a curated record. The transcript has 6 exons. Bases 1 to 1053 code for a protein of 350 amino acids. Gene Ontology annotation, molecular function: nucleic acid binding. Lineage: Eukaryota; Viridiplantae; Streptophyta; Magnoliopsida; Lamiales; Oleaceae.